Molecule: messenger RNA, 5246 nt
Organism: Syngnathoides biaculeatus (alligator pipefish)
Lineage: Eukaryota; Metazoa; Chordata; Actinopteri; Syngnathiformes; Syngnathidae
Product: aldo-keto reductase family 1 member D1-like
Exons: 10
Coding region: 2765-3745 (326 amino acids)
Biological process (GO): bile acid biosynthetic process
Cellular component (GO): cytosol
Molecular function (GO): Delta4-3-oxosteroid 5beta-reductase activity; aldose reductase (NADPH) activity
Source: RefSeq, a predicted model, not a curated record
GCAGCGGUUCCCGUCUGCAGGAGUGAACGUCGACUAAAUGACUGCAUUCACCGUCACAGGCGGGUUGGACCCAAGCACGCACUCCACUCCUCUCCUCUCCUCUCCACUUCAACCUAACUCCUCUUGCACCAGCUUGAACUGCAAAUUGUGGCAGACAACAGUGAGGCUAACUGGGUUGGAAAGUUUCCGCUGGUAAAACACAACAAAAAUCAGAUACAGCGCAAGAUCCAUAUCAGAAAUUACAAAUGUAAUGCUACUCUUUUAUUUACACCCUCUGAGUGGGAAGAAUUUAGCAACCAACUUUGAUUCCACAUUUUUUUUUAAUUAUAAAGGGAUAGUUUUUCAUUCAGCUUUGGAUUUCACUAGAUUGUACCGAAUGUUUUGUCAGGUGGGCAUAGUGUAUAAUUCAUAUCCCAAAUGAAUCCCUUCAUAUCUUAAUAUCUCACGAUCUUGAAAGGCGGAUGCAUUGUUGCUACACUGAUGUCAUCCAAUUGUAACAGCUUGGUUCCAUCUUUAUUGACAGCGUUAAACAAUGUUUUGGAUCCACGUCAGUGUUAUCGUUUGAGUCGGAACAAAAACACUCUGGACUAGACUAAACAACGUGAAUGAAGAGACAUGCUCAAAUGGUGUUGGCUGCAUCUACGCUGCUUUUACUUUGAGGUUUCAACGAACGCCCUGAUCCGAUGCGUCUUAAAAGGCAUAAAUCGCACGGAGACACUGCAGAGCAUUAACAGCGGAGAUGACACUUAUUCAGUGAAUAGCUGUGGACAUGUACUGUACUGCAGAAAAAAUACAAAUAGGGGUGAAUUUGUGAAUAGCUUAAGUUUAACAGCACGAUUUUACUGUAUUUGGCUGUUUUUCUUCUACUGUGGUGUUUUUUGGGCGGUUAGCAACCCGCUUAAAUGGUCCACCAACUGGACUGCGGUUUGGCUUUACAGAAAAUCAAGUAAAAGGAAAUAAAAUAAACAAUUCCCAAAAAAAUACUAAAUAAUACAAAUGAAAACUAUACCACAUUAUAAGACAUGCGGAUAUCUUUUUUUUUUUUUUGAGCAGUGAUUCUAAUUUCAUGUAUUGUAUUUUCCUUUAAAUUGCCCAUAGGUGUGAUUGGGAGUGCGGCUGUUUGUCUCAGUGUGCCCUGCGAUUGGCUGGCAUCCAAUUCAGGGUGUACCCCGCCUCCUGCCCGUUGACAACUGGGAUUGGCUCCAGCACUCCCCGCGGCCCUAGUGAGAAUAAGUGGCAAAAAAAUGGAUUCUUUCUUUGUUUCAGAAAAAUGUCUUCUACUCAGGAACAGAUGGACAAUUUUAAUUCAGAUUUCGGAUACUUCCUGGGGCAUCAUAUAUCCAAUAUUACAUCCCAUCCAUCCAUCCGUUUUCUUUGCCGCUUAUCCUAACGAGGGUCGCGGGGGUGCUGGAGCCUAUCCCGGGUGUCAACGGGCAGGAGGCAGGGUACACCCUGAACUGUUUGCCCGACAAUUUACAUUAGUUCUUGCAGCUGCCUUCUUCAUUAAUACACGAGCCGCUAAUCCCACAUUGGUUGUCAUGCCGAGGGGUAGCUGCGCUGCAUUUAACCUGCUCGUCUUUUGGGGACCCAAGGCAAAUAUAGUAAAUUUGGAGUGUAACUGCACAGCAUUACAAUACAAUAUACAGUAAUUAUAACAUUCAAUGUUGCAGCUAAUAAUACUAAUAGCAUCAGGAUACAUGGGUAAUUGAUAUAUUAGCGAUAUAAACAUCCUCAUCUAUGCAUGUCGUGUAGGGAAAAGUCCAUCUGUCCAUUUUUUUGAGCCACUUAUCCUCACAAGGGUUGCGGGACUGCUGGAGCCUAUUCCAGCUGUCAACGGGCAGGAGGCUUGGGACACCCUGGACUGGUCGCCAGCCAAUCGCAGGUCACGUGGAGACAAACACACACAAUCACACCUGGGCCAAUUUAGAGUGUCCAAUUAAUGUUGCAUGUUUUUGGGAUGUGGGCGGAAACCGGAGUGCCCGGAGAAAACCCACGCAGGCACGGGGAAAACAUGCAAACUCAACACUGGCGGGGCCGGGACCGAACCCGAGUCCUCAGAACUUUGAGGCCAACGCUUUACCAGCUGAGCCAAUAUUACAUCCCAAAUACUAGAAUUCUUUGGUGUGGUAAAAUAGGCCAUCUGCAUUUGGAUAUUCUUGAAUAUAUUUGAAUACUGUUUUACUCGUCCCGGUAUUCCUAUCCUAUUGUAUUUUUGUAUGUUCUGAUGUGUUUUUGCUUCUGGUUAGUCAAUGGCACUUUUAAUUCAAUAUUUUUUACACAGUUGACAUGAAAUGAGAUCUGGGCUAUAGUCUGGUGUGACGUUUUGAAUAUUUGCAACACAACGACAACUACUUUCAACUUAAUUUCAACUGAACCUGCUUCCUCAAUUACCAAGCAAACUGCACAGAAAGAAUAACUGGCAUAUAACUUUUUUUGUACUUGGUUUUGGGGCACAAAUGAUUGUGUUAUCGUUCGAUACAUGAUAUUUACAGAAACGCUAUGAUAAGACAUCCGAUCAGAUAGCUGUGAUGUAAUUCCUACACUCCUCAUAGUCACUAGGUGGCAUAUUUUCACGAUCUUUCUGCGAUGAUAUGCUUCCAGCAUUUUUACACCGUAAGCACUUUUAAAGUUCAACCUUAUCGUGUGUGCAAAGAAACACACGGGAGUUCAAGGGAAGGUUCAAAGUUCGUCCGCCCGCACUCAAUCAACUAUUAGGAGCUAGGGUUGUUCACAUGUUAAUGGUUCCACGCGAGCAAGCAGGAGAAUGAACUUGACUGCGGAGAACCACAGGAUUCCUCUCAGAGAUGGGAACCAAAUCCCACUUCUGGGCCUGGGCACCUACGGAGACCCUCGGACGACACCAAAAGGCACAGCUUUGGAAUCUGUCAAGCAGGCCAUCGAUGUGGGCUACAGGCACAUUGAUGGAGCUUUGGUGUAUUUCAAUGAACACGAGGUGGGUCAAGCCAUCAGGGAAAAGAUUGCAGAUGGAACUGUGAGAAGAGAAGACAUCUUUUACUGUGGGAAGCUCUGGAAUACUUUCCAUCCACCAGAACUGGUGAGACCAACCUUGGAGAGAACCCUGAAAACCCUAAAACUGGACUAUGUGGAUCUCUAUAUAAUUGAACUUCCAAUGGCCUUUAAGCCUGGGAAUGAGUUCUAUCCUAAGGACCAGAAUGGGAAGUACAUCUACCACCACACAGACCUUUGUGCAACAUGGGAGGCUUUAGAGGCUUGUGUAGACACAGGCCUUGUGAAGUCUCUUGGAGUCUCCAACUUUAACCGCAGACAACUUGAACUGCUUCUCAACAAACCAGGCCUCAAACAUAAGCCUGUAUCCAACCAGGUGGAAUGUCACCCUUACUUCACACAGCCUAAACUUCUGGAAUAUUGCCGUCAACAUGACAUUGUUAUUGUUGGCUACUGCCCGCUAGGCUCCUCCAGAGAUGCAUCUUGGGUCAAUGUCAAAUGUCCUCCCAUGUUGGAGGAUGAGCUGCUGGUGUCCAUCGGGAAGAAGUACAAUAAAAGCAGCGCUCAGGUGGCCCUGCGCUUCAAUGUCCAAAGAGGAGUGGUGGUCAUUCCCAAGAGCUUCAAUCCACAGCGGAUUAAACACAACUUCCAGAUAUUUGAUUUUUCACUAACCAAGGAAGAAAUGAAAUCCAUUGAAGGGCUGAACAAGAACAUUCGCUUUGUGGAGCUGCUCAUGUGGAGCGACCAUCCGGAGUACCCAUUCCAUGAUGAGUAUUAAUGCUACUAAUAGAAAAUGAUGUGGCUGGAUCAGAAUAAAACAAUGGACUCCAAGUGACGACUUGUUGGAAUUGUGAUCUGUGCUGGCGUACUGUAACUGUACAGCCACAAGAUUUGGUAUACCUGCAAAAUACAAGAGGGCUUUUCUGGAGCUAAAUAUGGCGGGCAAACUAUUACAGUGAAAGUGAAUACGUUUGAUAGUGGAAAACAAAUGUAAACAUUGCUGAGUUUUUGGGAUCCGGCCCUUGUAUUGGAGCUCGUUACAGGGGUACCUAAUGAAUUGGCUGUCGACUGCAUAGUGUUUGUAAGCACGAGAUGUCUGGAGUUGACAGUAAAUGCAGUCAAAUGUAUUUUUUCGGGGGGUGGGGUGGGUCAUGCAGCCCUAAUUCUAAUCCUAAUUCAAAUUUUCUAUGAUGUUAUUGACCUCAAGUUUAUAGUUCUGCGGUCCUUCAGGGCAGACUUGUCCAACCUUUAUUGAGAAAAAACGUCACAGGAUACUGCUUUGUAACCAUUUCACAAUUUGCACAGAUAAAUUUAUGAGUUGGUCCAUCUUAAAAUUAUCAUACUGUGCAUGCUAUGAAUUGUUUUAUUGGAUGAAUAGCAACAGGCAGACGCAUACAGUAGGUUAAAUACAGUACUGUAUGUAAAUUCUGCCAUCUAGUGGAUAAACAUUUCUAUGUUGUGCCGGUCACUAGACGUCGCUGGCAUAGAUAGAUCGACUAGGACACAUUAUUUUGUAAUAUUGUAAUAGUUUGUCAAAAAUCGUGAAGCCAAAAUGGAUCACUUCACGGCGCUACGGUGAGCAUCUGGUUGGAGUGUCUGCCUCACAGUUCUGAGGCUGUGUGGAGUUUGCAUGUUCUCCGGCCACAUCCCCAAAAUAUGCAAUCGUUGGAGACUCUAAAUUGUCCCAAGGUGUGAUUGUGAGGCGGAAUGUUUUUUUGUUUCUUUGUGUCCUGCGAUUGGCUGGCAACCAGUUCAGGGUGUGACCCUGUAUCCCAAAGAUGGCUGUGAUAGGCUACAGCACUCACAUGACCCUUUGUGAGAGUAGGUGGGUCAGAUGAUGAAUGGAUAAUUUCACCCCACACUUCAACUACUUACAUAUUGCAGAACUGUGGUUGAGAAUCAAUGUCUUCCCCACUUUUUCAGAAAAAAAGGACCUCUUCACAAAAUAGACAUUUCUUGAUAUCCACAAAACGAUUUCCAUAUUGACCUAAAAUAAGAAGAAAAACAUUGGCUAACGUAGCAUAACAAUCCCAAAUGGAAUCUAAAUGGGUUUAUUAGCCAUUGAACAUCAAAUAAGUAAAUAUAAUCAGACUUUAUAUUGAAAUUUGGGAAACCUACUUUACUGUGGAAAAGACUAAUUAUUUAGGUUUUCCUUUAACUUUAUAAUAUCUUCUGCCGAGCCUGUAUGAGCUUUCUGCGUUUUUUGUUAGAAUUUUAAAACAAAGGUCUCUAUUGUUAAAAUAGUUCAAACGAAUAAAUUGUCUGAAAAGCAUCUGCUU